This is a messenger RNA of Periconia digitata, 1080 nucleotides long. Lineage: Eukaryota; Fungi; Ascomycota; Dothideomycetes; Pleosporales; Periconiaceae. The record is from the annotation of a GenBank genome assembly.
CCAGUAGAAAGAUUCAUCAAAAUGGCGUGGGAAGAACCAAGAAAAACGGGUAUGCAAUACCGCCGCUUAGGCAAUUCAGGAUUGCAUGUGUCUGCUCUCAGUCUGGGCGGAUGGCUCACUUUUGGUGGCCAUGUAGAAAAUGAGCUCACAUUUUCUUGCAUGAAGCAAGCCUACGAUUGCGGUAUCAACUUUUUUGACACGGCCGAAUCAUAUGCCGGCGGUCAGUCCGAAGUAGUCAUGGGUCAAGCCAUCAAAAAGUACAACUGGAACCGCAACGAUAUUGUUAUUUCCACGAAACUCAACUGGGGCGGCGCAAAUGGCGAAGUGCUUGUCAACAACCACGGACUUUCGCGGAAACACAUCAUCGAGGGUCUCCGAGCCUCCUUGAAGCGACUGGAUUUGGAAUAUGUUGAUAUCGUGUACGCGCAUCGACCCGAUAGACUGACUCCGAUGGAGGAGACGGUGCGUGCUUUCAAUCACGUGAUCGAAACGAAAGGAUGGGCCAUGUACUGGGGUACCAGCGAGUGGUCCGCAGACGAGAUCGCUGAAGCAUGCGGAAUCGCUAAACAGCUUGGAUUAAUCGCGCCAAUUGCUGAGCAGCCUCAUUACAAUCUGCUCGUCAGGUCCAAGGUCGAAGGCGAAUUCCAGAGACUAUACAGCCGAUUCGGCAUUGGCCUGACGACGUUCUCGCCUUUGAGACUCGGUGUCUUGAGUGGUAAAUACAACGAUAGCCCAGAUGCUCCGCCCGAGGGAUCACGACUUGCGCAGGGUAACGACAAGUUCUUGAACUACAUGAAGAACGACGUAUAUGGCAAAUCGGAGUGGCAAGACAUGAUUGAGAAAGCGAAAAAUUUGAAGCCGAUUGCGGAGAAGCUCGGUGUCACUCAAUCGCAACUGGCGCUCGCGUGGUGUUUGAAGAAUCCUAACGUGUCUUCUGUCAUCACCGGUGCGUCGCGUCCGGAGCAGGUUGUCGAAAACUGCAAAGCGCUUCAAGCAUUGGACAAACUUACCCCUGAGAUUUUGAAGGAGAUUGAUGGAAUCGUGGGAAGCAUACAGCUUGAUCCAGCCCGACAGGACUAA